Molecule: messenger RNA, 977 nt
Organism: Octopus bimaculoides (California two-spot octopus)
Lineage: Eukaryota; Metazoa; Mollusca; Cephalopoda; Octopoda; Octopodidae
Product: glutathione S-transferase A
Source: RefSeq, a predicted model, not a curated record
AUUUGACAGGAAGUUAUGUUAUCUGUGUCACGUGAUAGCGAAUCUUUGCAGAACUUCAGUUCGAAGUUGACGAUGUCUGAAAUCACGUUAUUCUGGGGCUCUGGUAGCAUACCAUGUUGGCGAAUUAUGAUUACUUUAGAAGAAAAGGGGUUGAAUUACAACUCCAGAUUGAUGUCGUUCGAGAAGAAAGAACACAAGAGUGAAGAGAUUAUGAAGCUAAAUCCUCGUGGUCAACUGCCCACGAUGACAGUUGGUGACGAUGUGAUCAACGAGUCGUUCGCUGCUUGUGAAUACCUGGAGAUUGUCUACAAAGAUAAAGGCACCUGUUUGUACCCACCUGCAUCUUCUGCAAAGCAGCUAAGCUUGGUCCUUCAAAGAAUGCAUGAAACUUGUAAUAUUCAGCAGAAGAUGGUUACUAAUAUUAUUUACUAUCUGUGGGGUAACCCGAACCCGGACAAAGAGUUACUGACUAAACGGCACGAGGAGCUGGCUGCGGAACUGUGUCGCUGGGAAAACUACAUGAAGGAGCUGAAAUCGACCUUUCUCACCGGUGCUGAUAUGACCAUGGCAGAUGUAAUGUUUUUCCCAUAUAUUGCGUUCGGAGUUCGAUCUGGCCUGCAGCUGGGAGGUCGUUAUCCGUGUUUGGCAGCCUACUACAAUAUGAUGAAGGAGAGACCCAGUGUGAAGAAAUCUUGGCCACCACAUUGGAUAGACACUCCAAAUAACAAUGUUCUGGCUGAUGUCUAAAUAUAUUAGUUAUGUAUUAUUUUUGAUAGGACCCUGUUGUGACCACCCUAUAUAUUUUUCCCUCUUUCUCAAGGUUGUCACUGUAAAUCUGGUCCCUUUUUUCUUCUUUUCUUUUUCAAAAGGAUCACUAUAAAAAUCCUGCACAGCCAUUCACGCACUGAAAUCUUUUUUUAUACUGUUUAUGGAAGUGAUUCUAAUAUAGAUACCAAAAUAAAACCAUUUACACAACA